CCGUCCUCUCACCCCUUCAACCUAUGAAGAUUCUCUCGACAUAAUCAAGAUUUCAACAUGGCGUCUGAAGUACAACAGAUGAAUAAUACAAGCUAACAAGCUGGUGUUACUUAGCCGCUAUACAGAAGUCUUACAAUUUCCAGUUGUACUAUGCAGGAAAUGAACCAGUCAAUUUUACGUACAAAAAGUAGAAAAGAUAAAUGAUGGAAACGCGGGGCAUAGAGCAGAUGUUUGACUUCCAGAGGUUGCCAAACGAUGGACUGGUACUGGUGCUGUUGCUGCUGUACUCCCCGAUUGGCCUCUGCUUGAUGUUAUUGCGAAUAUUUAUUGGUGUCCAUGUGUUUUUAGUGAGCUGUGCACUUCCUGACAGUCUAGUUAGAAGAUUCAUAGUAAGGAUUAUGUGCUCUGUGCUUGGUAUGCAUGUAAGACAAAACAGCCCUCGCUUGAGGGAUAAACAAGCGAAACUGUUAGUCUCUAACCAUGUAACUCAGUUUGACCACAACGUCAUCAACCUCCUUACGUCCUGCAACACACCCAUGCUGGAGGGCGCUGCAGGCUUCGUGUGCUGGGCAAGGGGCUUCAUGGAGCUGGGCAGUGAGGGGGAGAGCCGGGCGGAGCUGGCAGGGACCCUCCAGAGGUACUGCGUCACCCCCCAGGCCCCGCCCUUGCUGCUCUUCCCCGAGGAAGACACCACUAACGGCCGAGCAGGGCUCCUCAAAUUCAGCUCAUGGCCUUUCUCUGUGACCGACUCAAUCCAGCCUGUUGCCUUGCUGGUGCGGAGGCCCUUCCUAGCUGUGAGUACGCCUGAGUCCACUUGGCUGAAGGAAUUGCUGUGGACAUUUUUUGUUCCGUUCACAGUGUACCAUGUAAGAUGGCUUCCUCCCAUGUCCAAGCAGGAGGGGGACUCGCAUCAAGACUUUGCCAACAAAGUCCAAGAGUUUCUCGCCACUGAGCUGGGCGUGGUGUCGACGCAGAUCACCAAAGCAGACAAAGCGGAGCACAUCAAAAGGAAACGACACACGGCAGCGUUGGCCGCGGCACAGGCAACGAGCACCAACCUGGGUGCCCGGCCCAGAACAGUCCCUCAAGGCUUCAUGUCCCUCAGCCGGGGGGCGGAGGACCCCAGGGUCGUCAGGAUGGCCCAGCAGGUGAAGGAUGUCCUCCCCGAUAUCCCCCUCCGUGUCAUCACCAUGGAUUUGUUGCGGACAAACUGUGUGGACACCACGAUCACCAACCUCCUAGAGAGAAUCGAGGAGUAUCCCACAGAGGCCUCAAGCGAUUCUGCAUCAGGGUCGCUACGGCAACAGCCUUCGUCCUCCGCCCCCUCUUCCUCUCAUGCUGCCGGUGCCGGCCCCAUCCCAACCAUCAAGCCAGCUGCCGACUCAUUUGGAAGAUCUCCAGGUGACCGACACAUGUCUCUACAGGAGAGAAAAGAGGCAUUGUAUGAAUAUGCGAGACGGCGUUACAAGGAUAAACAUGCUUUGAAUCAGGAGGAUGACCUUUGAAUGAGAUCUUUUUUUUCUUUGAAGAUUCAGUACAUGUGCAGAGCCACUUGAUGGACGAGAGAAGUAGUUGUUGUGGUGAAAACGGGACACGACAUUGGCUGAAUGGAGACAUUUUUGAUUACCAAACGUGCUGGGGAGGAUACAGGGCUGUGAAGAUCUCAGCAGAUUUUGUUUUUUUUAUUCUCUUGCAUGGCAAUCAUGCAUGUCUUUUUAAUUAUUUCUCUCUGCAAGAAGAAGAAGAAAAAAUAGAUUAUUUUGGUAUGAAUUUGUAUCAAGUCCCAGUGACAGUGACACAUCUCAUAUUAUUUUUAUAAAGUCCAGAAGUGGUAUUUAAAACAAAAAAAUGCAAAGGUUCAAUUUUGUGUGGUUUGAGCUGCGGCACAUUUGAGGUUCAUUAUGUUCAGAGGACAGAUGUUCUGUUUGUCAAUGCAGCAUCAGCUUUUAAGGACAUUAAAAUCAUUUUUGAUGCAAUGUGACUGGCCUGUUGAUCAUGUCUGUGGACACCUUAGAGGCUUUCAUUAAGAUAAAUGUCUGCUAAAGUGGGUUAAUAAAGAAAUAUGCAAUUACA
This is a messenger RNA of Clupea harengus (Atlantic herring), 2073 nucleotides long. RefSeq names its product AUP1 lipid droplet regulating VLDL assembly factor (gene aup1). Lineage: Eukaryota; Metazoa; Chordata; Actinopteri; Clupeiformes; Clupeidae. Gene Ontology annotation, molecular function: ubiquitin binding. Gene Ontology annotation, cellular component: endoplasmic reticulum membrane. The record is from RefSeq and is a predicted model, not a curated record. Gene Ontology annotation, biological process: ERAD pathway.